Lepidothrix coronata (blue-crowned manakin) is the source of this 2068-nucleotide messenger RNA. RefSeq lists its product as uncharacterized. The record is from RefSeq and is a predicted model, not a curated record. NCBI's taxonomy places the organism in Eukaryota, Metazoa, Chordata, Aves, Passeriformes, Pipridae. The transcript is spliced from 14 exons. The coding region runs from base 131 to 1876 and encodes 581 amino acids. Gene Ontology annotation, cellular component: cytoplasm.
CAGCUCUGACCGCGCUCGCUCUUUGCCAGAUCCAGGCCGGGACCAGACACAGGAGCAGGACCGUGCCCAUGGCCCCUUCCGCAGGGCAGCACAGACAUUUAGCAACCUGAUAGGACCUCCGUGCAGAGAAAUGAUCACCAUGCUGACUAAAGGCACGGCAAAGCCUGACACCAUGCUAACUCAGAGUCUGGCUUCUGCCCCCAGUAUGGAUUUCUUUGGGGAGAGAGUUGUGUCCCGUCGAGAUGAAGUGCCGGCCGUUGUGAGGAAAAUGCACCAGAGUCUCUCCUCCAACACACCUCCAGAUGACAGGCUGUUUAUCAACAUUCUGAGGCUGACUGAUGUGUACCCUGCUGAUGUUGUGUUCACCCUCCUGCGCUGUGCCCCAUUGUGUGACAGAGCUGCUGCAACCAUGUGGAAGACCAUCGCCUCAUCGGGAAUGACAGUGGAGAAGGUGCUGCCAAAGCUGCUUCGCGUGAUGGAGGACUGGCCACUGCACAGCACGUCCACCUCUGACGGGGACAAAACAGAUGUCUUUGCCCUGGCUGCAACCAGGGUGAUUUGGGAGAUCCUCCGCCUGCCCUGGUGCCCAGAGCCACUGGUGAAAUAUUCCCCCCCUCUCCUUGUGCAUCUGCUCUUCCAAGUCUUCAUCAGCACAAAGCAGAUGCCGGAGGAGGUCAACGCCUUCUGGAGGGGAUGCCGGGAGAAACGCGGCCUUCCUGCCAACCCCAACAGGUUUGCAGGGCAGACUGUGAAGGCACUGCUUCGCCGUCUACGGUGUCUACAUUUGGUGAUGGCAAUGGAACGGAAGCGUGGCUGGGACACGCUCCUCAACACUGACACCCACCACUACGCAGUGGGUCUGCUGGCCAGUGCCCGUGGUCAUGGGCCGGAGGGCCUUGUCACCCAGGGAUGGCCGAGCAGAGUGGCAAAGGUCCUGGACUGCCUGGACAUGACUGACUGCGGUGAAAGCAUCCUGGAGAUCCUUUCAAAGCACCUACAGAGUGAAUGCAAAGACAGACGUCGCCUGGCACUCAGAGGCCUCGUGGUGCUGAGCAAGGAUCCUAUGAUGGCCAAAAGAAUGUGCAUCCUCUCUGAAAGCCUUGUGGAGCUACUGCAGGAUGCAGAUGUAGAGGUGGUCGAGAUGGCCUUGCCGAUGUUCAUGAAUAUGCUGCAGAACAAAGACAUCCUAAUCUCCAGGCCCACUGCCCCAAAGCUGGCUGAGGCACUCCGUCCACUCUUUGACAGCGACAACAGCCAUGUGCAGGUCCUCUCCAUUUGCCUCUUCCGAAAGGUGAUGGAGUCGGUAGUGGCUGAGGGAAAGAAGCCCCUGGAGAGAUAUGUGAGCCAGAGCCUGUUCCCACUCUUUUUGCACUGGCAUGAGGAGAAACAGGGACUGGCAGAGGCCUCUCGGGAAGCGCUGCUUCGUGCAGCCAAGUUUCUGAAGAGGAGGGAUCUCAGUCAGCUGCUGAAGACAGAGCAGCCAUUGAAAUUUAGCGAGCGCCUGCUGGAAAAGGACAAGAGAAGAGCGGCCGAGUACCUGCACCAGGCCCUGCUGUACCUGGAGAGCCCACAGGAGUCCGUGCGAGAGGCGGCCCUCAAGUUCAUUGGGAUCGCCGGGGGGUACCUGCGGGGACAGCCCGAAGAGCUGCAGGUCAUCUACGAGGCCCUUCAAGCCAUGAGAAAAGACAACUGCCCCUCCUACACAAGCGUGAUGGUUCAAGCCCUCUUUGACCAAAGAGCUCUAGUAUUAAAUUCAUCUUCUGCAUCGAGACAAGCGGUGCCCCUAGGAAAGCAUCAGAUACCAUUCAACAGGAGACCACCUGGAGACCAGAGGAAACCAUCUGGAGCUCCAGACACUGAUCCCAAGCCCAACUGAGCCUGCCAGGAAGGCCUUGUGGCUCCUGGCCUGUCCUUCCCUCUUGACCCGUCCCUGCCUCCAUACUGCUCCAUCCCUUUAGCCUUCAGACCCAGCCUGUUCCCUUCUGCUCCCAGCUCAUCCCUCCACUUCCCCUUCCCUUAAUAAACAGUUGGGUUUCUCCCCCCUAUCUGCAUCUUUGUGGAACUGAAA